This is a messenger RNA of Balaenoptera musculus (blue whale), 3074 nucleotides long. RefSeq names its product leucine zipper protein 2 (gene LUZP2). The coding region runs from base 231 to 1274 and encodes 347 amino acids. The transcript is spliced from 12 exons. The record is from RefSeq and is a predicted model, not a curated record. Lineage: Eukaryota; Metazoa; Chordata; Mammalia; Artiodactyla; Balaenopteridae.
UCCCGGGCAGGGCUCGCCUCGCCGGUGACAUCACUCCCGAAGAUACUCCCCACUCUCAGCGCCUGCCUUUGCGAGGCGUCUGUCCGUUUGUCGGUUUCCUUCUGUCCGCUGCUGGAGAGGGCUCAUUGCUGGCCGGGGACAGAGCCGGGCACUGAGGAGCGACAGAACCCGGAGGAGGAGGAGGGAGAGCGCAGGCAGCGAGGAAAGGAGGAUCCCGGCAGGUGACAAGCAUGAAAUUCAGCCCAGCGCACUACCUGCUGCCUCUCCUGCCGGCGCUGGUCCUCAGCACCAGACAGGACUAUGAAGAGCUAGAAAAGCAGCUGAAGCAAGUCUUUAAGGAGCGAAGCACCAUCCUCCGUCAGCUGACAAAAACAUCAAGAGAACUUGAUGGAAUUAAAGUCAACCUUCAGAAUUUGAAAAACGAUGAGAAAUCUACCAAAACUGAUGUUCAGAAGCUUCUGGAAAUAGGUCAGAAACAAAGAGAACAAAUGAAGUCUCUCCAGGAGGCCCUGGAAAAUCAGCUUAAAGAGACAACUGAGAAAGCAGAAAAACAGCAGGCUACUAUUGCUUUUUUAAAGACUGAAAUGGAGAGAAAGAACAAAAUGAUCCGAGAUCUCCAAAAUGAGAAUAAAAGCUUGAAACACAAACUCUUGUCAGGAAACAAGCUGUGUGGAAUACAUGCAGAAGAGUCAAAAAAAAUCCAAGCCCAGCUGAAGGAGCUUCGUUAUGGGAAGAAGGAUUUAUUAUUUAAGGCCCAACAGCUUACUGAUCUGGAACGAAAAUUAGCUGUGGCGAAAAAUGAACUGGAGAAAGCAGCUCUUGACCGGGCGUCGCAGCUGAAAGCAAUGAAAGAAACGGUACAACUCUGCCUCUCAACUGUUUUCCAUGAUCAACCUCCUCCCCCUUUGAAUCUCUUCAAGCCAAGUCCAACUCAGAUAUCAAUUCCAUCCAUGCCAAAUGACACUAAGAUUGCAGAUGCAAGGACAAGAAGCAAGGCUCAACAAACCACUUCUGAAGCCCAUGAGAGCUCUCAAGUUGAGACUACAAAGGAAGAAUAUCUGAGUACCCCUGAGUGCGAUACUCAAAUUCUUUUACAGGGGAGCACGACCUGUUCAAUGAAGCACGAAGAAAAUCCUGCAAGCAAUGACACUGCAGAAUCAGAACCUGUCCCACAGAAUGUGCCGGUGCCUCCUUGUACUGAAUGCGAAGAGGAAAAAAACCUGGGAAAACAAUUGACCAGCACUGAAGGGAAGGCAAAUAGAGAAAAAAAAUGACUGUAAAUACCAAGAAACUGUGUUAAAAACAUCCAUUUGCUAUUGUCUUCAUACUCUUUUUAGACCACAAGCUUGAUGGAAAUACUAAGUUUUUAAAGCAUGCAACUUUUUCACAAUUUUAUGUAACUUUAUACAGUAGUCUACAAAUUUUCCAAAAGAUUCCAGGCCAAUUAUGAUCCUUAAGCAAUAACCUAAUUAAAAUGGAUAUCCACAGUCAUACAUCGUCACUGUCAUCAGUAAAUUGCCCAGUAUAAAUUGGUCUUUUUUGAACUCAAAUGCAAUAUAACAUUUAAUUCUUCUGGUUCAUUUGGGUAUCCAGUACUUCCAUGAUCUAGUUUUUUAAAUCAGCUGGAGAAUGAUUAAAUGUGGAUCCUCAGCAUUUUUAGAAUCCAAAUUGAAACCAUAGCAUAAAGAUUUUGGUCCAUGCUGGUUAAUUGGAGUCACUCUCCUCAAGGUUGGAAUCUGUACUGACCCGAAUAUAUUAUUUAUUUGAGUGUGUUCAUUGCUAUUCUCAUUACUAUUUAGAACCAUGUCUAAAUAAUAUCAAGGCAUUUCCGUCAGGGGUUUAGUCAAUUAACAAAAUUCUUUAAAUAUGUUUAGUAUAAUGUAGACAAAAUAUCAAGGAAGAAUGACUAAAUUUCUGACACAAUUGAUUAGAUUUUUGGCAUUCUAUAGACACACCCCUAUGGUUGUCUGCUGGAAUUACUCCAAGCUAUAAAUCAAGCUGUUUGAAAUGCUCAGUGUGAUUUUUGGUAUGAAAUUGGGUAAUGGGAUGUGGGAUGGGAAGAGAGGUCCAAAAUACAAAUAUGCAAGCAGAUAAUAUACAUUUUAAAAUGAGGAUUUGAUGAAAGUAAAAUAGCCAUGUAGAACUAAUGAACCCCAAUUUGUAUAUUUUGAAAACAAAUGUAUUAUUAAAAUAAAUCAGUGGCUGUGGGAACCUUUGACGUUGGGACUCUACAUAGGAAUACCACUGAUCAAAUAAAUUCACUCUUGGAUACUCUGAACAUACCUCAUAAGCAAGAGUAAUUGACACUGACUGAAAUGAUACGUAUAGCAUCAAACUUAUAGACUAAAAUCAAUUGGUUAAAUGAUGUAGUUAGGUUGUCUGCACCAAAUCUAUUCACUUCUGCUGGUUAGACCCAUUUUGUAGAAAGCGUAUAAAACCAUUGUUUUAUAGACUGGAUCUGUCAAGCCACAAUUAAUUUGGAGCACAGUAUCCUGGCAUGAUCUGUAAUCAAUAGAUGAACUUAAAUUCUGGGAUAUGAUGGCACAACUUUGACCACAGUGACAUAUUCAAAGAAAUUUAGUGAUCUGGAGAAAUGCCAAACUAUCAUUAACAGUAAAAGUGAUACUGUGAUAUAUUCAUGUAGCAAUUGUACUUGCUGAGUAAUUCUGUGUCACUUAUCAGUAUUUUUCAGAUUACAGGCUACCUAAGAAAGAUAACUAGUUUUAUAGAUGAUUUAUAGAGUUUUCGGGUGAAAUGACCAGGACAAAAGAAAAGAUCAAGGUCUGAAGCUCCUGCUGACUCCUCAGCUCUAAAAAUCAUUUAAUUCGAUGAGAUGGAAUAUUGCUAAUUUCCCUGGUCCUAUUCCUUGUAAUUUCCAUAUUGUACCCAGAAACCCUAACCAUCUCUAAAGAUUUAUGAAAGGGAAGCAGAUAAUUUAGUUUAAUUUAGGUUUACUUUCCUACCUCCACCCAUGGCUCCAACUUCCCUCCCAGACCAUAUGGAUCCUAUGGAAAAUUAAUCACCAUUUCACCUUAGCAAAGUAUGUCUUGAGGAAUCUUUGGAAAUAAUAAAAA